CGAUUCGCCGCUAGAUUCGUGAUUGUGUGACUCGAGUCGUCACUCGAUCGCAAACCAUCCCUAUUGCCUCGUAUCACAAACAACCCUUCCCGCAACUCCUAUCGAACGGGCCUCGCAUCUGCUCAUCCCUCGAUCGUCCUUCCAUCGCCCAGACUCUUGAGUUCUGACUGGCACGCAAGCCUCGCCCAGCCGGCCGGACCUAUGCGAAGCAGCUAACGCACACUCGUCAGGGGUCAAGCCUUUCAACAUUGCAAAAAGUAGGAGUAGUCGCCGAAGCUUACUUUUCGCCAGUACCCCUUCUUGUCCCUUGCGACGACACCUCGGCAACGCUCGUCUGAUCGAAUCUCACCGAGAUACGUAAGCAGACGCUACCUUCACAGUUCCUUCGCAAGCCGCCUGGAGCAUCUGAGCCGGGAUGGGUCAGAACGCGACCAGGCCAGUGAAUUUGGCAGGCGAGGCAGGCUCUUCCAGGGGCGGCCACUCGGGGCAAGGCUCCAGUGGAAGUGCCAGCGGGAGCAGAGAUCGAAGCUCAGCCUCUACAGAUCCAGCUUCGGUGGCCCAUCUGCCUCCCGUCAUCGUGGAUGGAGGUCACACCAUACCUCAGGGAGUCUACCCUGGUGCACCUCAAGAUUUUCAUCAUCAAAUUGUCAGAUCGCUCAUUAUUGCUCGCAAGCUCUGUCCCUUCUACCCCACGGUCGACGAUGACGAUGAAGGACAAGAUGGGAAUGGUGACUUUGCGACGGAAGAGGAUACAGUCGGGAGACCCGCCACGGAAUGUCCAAUCUGCUUUUUGACCUUUCCCGCAUCACUGAACAGAACGAGGUGCUGCGGGCAACCAAUCUGCACGGAAUGUUUCGUUCAAAUAAAGAGAGCAGAUGCCAACCAUACCAAUCCACCAUCUUCAGAGCCGGCCAGUUGUCCCUACUGCAUGACCAACGAAUUUGGAGUGGUAUACUCGCCUCGCAGCAAGCAGAGCUUGCCUACCAGUCCUUCGUCUCCUGGAUCCAGCGGCAUUCAGGGCUUCUCGGGCACAGAAGGUGCAGCCGGCUUGGCGGAGCUGGCGGCCGGUGGGAGCAGGGUCCCUACGCGAAGACGAAGUGCCAAGGCGACGGAUGCGGACGUCGUAACAGUGGACAUGGUCCGACCGGACUGGGAGGAAAAGCUGCAGUCAGCGCUCGCUGCGAUUGCUAGGAGGGCAAAUCGACGAAUCAUCAUGCGUCAAGUGGGCGACCGAUUGAUUCCCAUCGGCGUCUCUUCCUCUCGUAUGGGCGCCGAGUUGCCAGUUGGAGAUGGACCUGGAGGGGCCAUCAUUCUUCGCGAGGGCGAAAAUUGGGGUCAACAAGCGGGCACUCCGGGCAUGGAGAGGAGCAGCCGCAGAAGGAGGGGUCCAUUCGGACUGCCCGGUGAUGGGCCCGAUAUGGAAGAGCUGAUGAUGGCAGAAGCCAUGCGUCUAAGUUUGUUAGAGCACGAAGAACAACAAAGACGCCAAGCUGCCAGUUCUGUCGCAAGCACCUCUGCGGCACCUGCCUCGGCACCUGCAGCUUCAACUGCUUUCUCGAAUACGUCCGAAAGGACCGUUUCAGCUUUGCCAGCCUUACCCAGCUCUGCCAGUGUCCUCCACACGGAUUCUCCGCCGCGAACACAAACUGCCAGCAGCAGCUCGACACCUGCCACCAUACCCGCGCGAAGUCGUGCUGCUGGUGGUUCGAGUUUCUCUGAAGACGCGACGCCCUCCCCCGGCCCGGCUGCAAGGGUGACAACAAGUAGCUCGCCUUUAUCGACCAGCGCUGCUCUGAGCACGUCGACGAGCCGACCUGUGGACUUUGGCCUCACGCCUGGGAUGAUGGCGGAAUUGUCGGAACUCGUCGAGGGUGGAGACUCGAUCAGAACCCCCAGAAUCGAAGAGCGCCACAGCGAUGGCCAGCUGGACCCGCUGGCGCAAGAAAUUGAAGCUGCGAUCUCGCCUGGACCUUCCACGCCGGCGCAAAGCUCUCCAAGCCGGACGCGGAAAGCUUCAGCAGCAAAUUCUGCUGCUUCGCCUCCAAGGACUACAGCUCCUUUGAGCGGUGCCGUCACGCACACACAUGCUGAAGGUAGUCUGCAGCGAGCAGCACCAAUCGCAGCAGCUGCUCGCAACGCUGCGCAUUCGCGCAAUCCAUCCGCCAUCUCCGCCCCUGGCUCACAGCCGGGCUCCUAUGGCGCAAACAGUGCUGGCAGUACUCCCGCGCAUGGAUCACCAUCAAGACCACUCAACCCUAACAAUCCCUUCAGGCAAGCUCAUAGCCGCACAUCGUCCUCCAACCCAGCACAAGGUAGUCCACGAUGAGCGUCACGUUCGUUGGCGUCGUCACAAACGUAGUCCCGCUCCGCUUGGCUUAGCUGCGCGCUUCGCACAGGCAUUGUGUGCAAAGCGGCUCGUCGAUCUCAUCAUCUCCAUCUCAAUGCGCACCGAGGUGCUUCGCUUCUAUUCCUUGUUCGCGAAUUACCCUCCCCCUUUCCUCUCGUCUCUCUACACUUGCUAUAUCAGUAUCGGCCGUCACCUGUUCUCUUUGCCACAACCCUAACCAUUGCUGAGAGAUCGAGAAUGCACUUCUUUCUGACAUCGAGAUCGCACUUUUAUCACCCUGGAA
This is a messenger RNA of Ceraceosorus guamensis, 2630 nucleotides long. RefSeq lists its product as hypothetical. Gene Ontology annotation, cellular component: cytoplasm. The coding region runs from base 416 to 2326 and encodes 636 amino acids. The transcript has 4 exons. The record is from RefSeq and is a predicted model, not a curated record. NCBI's taxonomy places the organism in Eukaryota, Fungi, Basidiomycota, Exobasidiomycetes, Ceraceosorales, Ceraceosoraceae.